Messenger RNA from Pieris rapae (cabbage white), 2274 nucleotides. It is a transcript of the gene SCAR, whose product is annotated as wiskott-Aldrich syndrome protein family member 3. The transcript is spliced from 10 exons. Bases 224 to 1744 code for a protein of 506 amino acids. Gene Ontology annotation, biological process: actin cytoskeleton organization; positive regulation of Arp2/3 complex-mediated actin nucleation. Gene Ontology annotation, molecular function: actin binding; protein kinase A regulatory subunit binding; Arp2/3 complex binding. The record is from RefSeq and is a predicted model, not a curated record. Lineage: Eukaryota; Metazoa; Arthropoda; Insecta; Lepidoptera; Pieridae. Gene Ontology annotation, cellular component: cytoskeleton; SCAR complex.
UAGCGCUGCCAUUUUCGUUUUGUGGCACGGUUGUAGCGGCGGUCGAAGUGAUUUUACUAUUGAUAACUUUAUGUUAUUUUCAAUUGUAAUUGCUCCAAAAGACAUUCAAUAUUGUGCUUUAAUCUAGUGAAAUUACUAAAUGACGUAGUUAAAUGUGCUAAUUGUAUGUAAUUGUUGACUUCCUUCGGUGGAUUUGUGAUGUCCAGAAGGUAGCCACAUCGCCAUGCCGCUGCCGAAGCGGUGCGUGGAGCCGGUACAUGUGUCACGUGGCACAGUGCCGGAGCGACUGGCCGUGCCGUCGGAGCUCGAAGCCGUCACUAAUGGCACCCUUGCAAAUACUGUCAGGCAGUUAUCCUCGUUGUCGAAACAUGCAGAGGAUAUGUUCGGUGAACUAACCCGAGAAGCGACUGGCCUCGCGGAAAGAACAAACAUUUUGCAAGCGAGGAUAGACAGGCUUGCUAUUAAGGUUACCCAAUUGGACUCUGGGGUGGAGGAAGUCUCUCUCCAAGAUAUACAAAUGCGAAAAGCCUUCCGCUCGACCCGUACGUUCCAACAGCAAUUGUUUGCGCGUACCUCGAUGCCGUCCGCCAUGUUGGCGACGUACGCGCGUUGUGAUCGCCCUCCGCCCCUGGAACGCCUAAACGAGUUUCGCGAUGAUGGAAGGGAUGCGAGGAAGUUCUACACUGAUCCGGAUUACUUCUUUGAGCUGUGGAGACGGGAGAUGCUGCAAGAUACGGAACGAAUUCAGCAUGAUAGGGGGAAGAAGGUGCGUCAGCCCCGUGCCAACAACACAGAAGGGCGUGGCACUCGGCGGGUGAGAGUCCCGCAUUCGACUCGCGACAGGCAAAAGGCGGAAGUCGUGAAUCGCGGUGAACACAUAAUGGCGCCUACGCAACUGCGACGGUACAAUAUUGAACCGCAGUAUCGGCCCGAGGCUUUAUACCAAGCUACAACAGUGACGGAUGGUGGUUAUCGCACGCCGCAGACUCGUGCCCCAAGCGUACAACCAGCUCGGCCUAAUUCCAUUGAAAUAGAGAACCAGCAGAAUAGGCCCCCGCGUCUUACUGGAAAUGGACAUGUGGUGAACGAUGAGAGCCCAUAUGGUCCAGUGGAGUCAAUCUACGGAGGAAGUAUUGCUGGUACACCAAGACGAGCGCGGCCUUCCAUCCCACCACCGGCACCACCUGCGCCUACCCAUAACGAAGUUCAUACACCCACUAGAUCGAGUCUGCCGCCGCCCCCACCACCACCUGAGAGCGUUUCUCCUCCGCCGGUCAACGGCGCCUCACCACCGCACCGCACGGCCCUUGACGCACAUCUUGACCAUAUGCACGCUGUCAUUGGCAUGAUGUCAUCCGAAGAGAGUCCGAUAGCAGCACCCACUCCUCCUCCGGCGCCACUGGCCCCACCCGCCCCGCCGCCGCCCGAAGACCGGCCACGCCCUCCGUCGCCUGCCACUCUGCUGCGAGGAGCCUCCGCCCUGAAGCCUCCCACGUUGGACCACCAUCCUGCCCCGGAUCCACGCUCCGAUCUCCUCAAAGCGAUACGGGAAGGUAUAAAACUCCGCAAGGUUGAUAAGCGUUGCGAGGAGAACGUGGGCAAAUACGAUACACUUAGGGGAGCACCCGCUUUACAUGAUGUGGCGUCUAUUCUGGCUCGUCGAGUCGCCGUGGAACAGAGCGAUUCCGAUGAAGAAGACGAUUCCGACCUGGACGAUGACGAGUGGGCCGACUGUCGCGCGUGACGUUGCGCCACCCCGCGGAAUGACGCGAAUUACAAGCCAGAGCCUGAAAAAAUCUUCGAAACACAGAAAAUAACCAAGACCGAUGAUAAAGUAUAUGAAACACAGAUAUUACAAGUCAAACAAGAUGAUAAGGUAUAUGAAACACAAAAGAUUCAAGUGAAACCUGAUGAUGCAAUCGUCUAUGAAACACAGAAAAUUGAAGUGAAGUCUGAAAGCCGAAACUCUUUUAAGAUCGACAAAGUCAAAGAAUCGCCUAGAAAUGAAGUCGCCGUCCCUGUUAGGAAGAGCAGCCUCAAGAAAAUCAAUGAUGACUCUCCUCCUCAGGAACCGUUACCUUCACCCCCCGUUAAAGCAAGAGAAAGUUCCCCAACUGUGAAAGAAAUUGCCAAAAAUUAUUCACCUCCCACCAAUUCUCCUAUUAAUAAGGAUGUACUAUCCCCUCCCUUUAAAAAUAGUGUCGCUUCGCCCCCAUGGAGCAAAGUCUCUCCUUUUAGAAAGGAGAUACACUCCCCUUCACCCGUCAGUAGCGC